Messenger RNA from Oldenlandia corymbosa var. corymbosa, 1671 nucleotides. The record is from the annotation of a GenBank genome assembly. NCBI's taxonomy places the organism in Eukaryota, Viridiplantae, Streptophyta, Magnoliopsida, Gentianales, Rubiaceae.
AAAAAACAAAAGGUUUUAUAUGGGCCUUGGAAAAUUUGGAACAUCAUUUGUUUAAAUUUUAGCGGCAAAAUAAGACCCCAUUUGUAGAAAUGUCUGCCGGUACGAACCUUCCCGCCUCCGUGGCCGGCACAAAUGCCACCCAACAACUUCCUCCACCACCGCCUUUGCCCGCCGCAGCCAGCACCUCAGCCGUCAACCCCGGUCCGCCUAAACCCAAAUCCAUAGCCGACAUUGAUAGCCCUGAUCCAGUUGUUUCAUGGACUGCUUCCAUAGCCCAACAAUGCCGGAAAGGGCGGUUAUCCAUGGCGGCCUCCACCUUCACCCGCAUGAGGCUUUCUGGAGUAGAGCCCAACCACAUUACUUUCCUUCCUCUCCUCUCUGGCUGUGCUCAUUUUCCUUCUCAAUCUGCUCUAAGCUUUGGGUCCGCUCUCCAUGGUUACAUUAGAAAACUCGGGUUGGAUACCGCUAAUGUUAAGGUUGGUUCGGCUGUUAUUGAUAUGUAUUCGAAGUUUGGCCAAAUGGGUCUAGCUAGAUUAUGUUUUGAUCAAAUGGGUUUGAGGAAUAAGGUCUCGUGGAACUCUAUGAUUAAUGGGUAUAUGAGAAAUGGGGAGUUUGAGGAAGCAGUGAACCUGUUCGAUGAAAUGCCUGUGAAAGAUGCAAUCUCCUGGACGGCUUUGAUAAGUGGUUUUACUAAACAAGGACUUCUUGAAGAAGCUUUUGUGUGGUUCCGGGAAAUGCAGUUAUCUGGUGCGGAGCCUGAUUUUGUGACUCUUAUUUCUUUGCUCUCCGCAGUUGCUAAUUUGGGAAUGCUUGGUUUAGGCCUCUGGUUACAUCGGUAUAUCUUGCUACGCGAUUAUCGAGAUAAUCUUCGUCUGAACAAUUCCUUGAUCGACAUGUAUUGCCGAUGUGGACGUGUUGAUUUGGCUCGGCGCGUAUUUGAAACCAUGUCUCGACAUAAUUUAGUCUCCUGGAACUCCAUCAUUGUAGGUUUAGCAAUCAAUGGAGAAGCCAAAGACUCAGUUGAGCAUUUUAAGUCGAUGCGAAAUGAGGGGUUUGAACCAGAUUCCGUGAGCUUUACCGGGGUUUUAACAGCGUGUAGUCAUGCAGGUUUAGUACAGCAGGGCCUCGAUUUGUUCUCUGACAUGAUCAGAGUUCAUAAAAUCUCUCCAAGAGUUGAACAUUUUGGAUGUAUUGUUGAUCUCUUUGGUAGGGCUGGUAUGUUGGAAGAUGCAAUGCGUGUGAUCGAAUCCAUGCCUAUGAUCCCAAACGAAAUCAUACUGGGAUCAUUAUUCUCUGCUUGUCGAAAUAGAGGGGAUGUCAAAUUGGCUGAAAGAUUGAUGACUCACCUCGAUGGAGAUUCAAAUCAUGUCAUGCUGUCGAAUAUUUACGCAGCACUUGGAAACUGGAGCGGGGCGAGCAAGGUCAGGAAGCUAAUGAAGACAGUUGGGAUACAGAAGAAACUAGGAAUCAGUUCGAUUGAAGUUGAUUGUGUUGUUCAUGAAUUUGUGGCGGGUGAUAAAUCUCAUCCGGAAACCGUGUACAUUUAUGACAUGCUCGAUUUAUUGUCAUUCGAGCUUGUUGGAGUCCCAGGCCACUUGGGACAUCAAACUAAUAAGUUCAUGGAGUCCCAUGAAUUUGACUAAGUUUGUAUCUCUGUUUAACAAAAUCUCA